UCAGUAUCAGUCUUCACAAGUGAUCUGACUUGAAAAGUGGCUUUAUUUUCAAAAGAGAACUAGUGAUUUCCAAAGAUGAAGCUACUGAUUGCACUCACUCUGGUGUUACUCGCUGUUGGAGCCUUCUCACAAUGUACAUGUCCUAAUUCGAAGUGGGCUGUUUGUGAUGGCACUCCUUGCCAAUGUACUCUCCUUGUUGGCAGCAAUGACAAACAAGUUGUGGACUGCACCAAAUUGCUCCCCAAAUGCUUCCUGAUGAAGGCCCAGAUGCGGAGGGCCAGGAUGGGUAAUGAUGCGCGCGCUCCUAUUGGUGGCAAACCCAAUGAGACUGCCAUCGUGGACAAUGAUGGCGUGUAUGACCCAGACUGCGAAGCUGACGGCAAGUUCAAGGCCAGACAGUGCAACAACACAGAGGAGUGUUGGUGUGUGAACAGCGCAGGCGUGCGCAGAACCGACAAGGGCGACAAGACCAUCAAGUGCGACGAGGUGGUCGAGACCUACUGGUUGCGUAUGCAGAUGAUCCACAAGCCGCUAACUAAGGCAGUGACUAAGGAAGAGAUAAAGACUGCGAUGGAGAACGCCAUGCUUGCCCGCUACAAGUUGGCCAAGUCUUUUGUGAAGGAUGUUGACUAUGACCCAGAGGGCCGUAUGAUUGUUGUGGAUGUCAAGAAGGACAUUGGGGACCGUAAAGAGGAUCUGACUCGUGUUGGCUGGUACAUGGAGAAGGAUAUCAAGGAGAAGCCACAGUUUGUCGACCAGAGCCCAUUUGAGGCCAUGGUGGCAGGACAGAAGAUGGAGAUGGAGAAGGAGAAAGUUGUGGUCUACUAUGUGGAUGAGAAGGGACCCGAAUUCACCAUGAAGCACCUGACUGGGGGCAUCAUCGCAGUCAUCGUGGUGGUCAUUGUGGCUGUGAUUGCAGGCCUUCUUGCUCUGUUCUUCAUAAGGAGGCAACAGCAGCAGAGGUACAGCAAAGCCCAGGGCAGAGAGAUGGACAACAUGUAAAUGGAUGGCUUUGUGUCUCCGCCAAGACUAUAGGGCUCUCUGAGAAUGUGAGGGAGUGCAUUUUGUGGGGAUGUAGAUGUGCUGUAUUUGUUUUGUUACAAAAAUGGUCUGUUUUUUUUUUAAAUCGGGCAUAUAUGCUCAGUGCCUGUUACAAUGGGUUGAAGCUAAGUACUCAAAAGGAUACGAGUGAGUCAUGACUGUCCAUGCAGUUUUAAACCUCAUUUAGCACAAAUGCACACUUCCCCCACACACACUGCCCCUUAACCCUUCAACCCCUACAUACAGUACACCACUACUGUCUGAAGAACCAGAGCUCUGGGACCCCACGCCUCAAAUGACUCGCCUUUUGUAGAUUUAAAAAUUCUUCACUUUUUAAUACUAUGAUGUUUUUCAUGGUAUACAUUUUAAAACCAUGUGCUGUACAGUGUAUUUAUUUGUUUUGUUUUUUUUAAAUAAAUUGUUCUUGUCGACACAA
Molecule: messenger RNA, 1477 nt
Organism: Sardina pilchardus (European sardine)
Lineage: Eukaryota; Metazoa; Chordata; Actinopteri; Clupeiformes; Clupeidae
Product: tumor-associated calcium signal transducer 2-like
Exons: 10
Coding region: 76-1002 (308 amino acids)
Cellular component (GO): membrane
Source: RefSeq, a predicted model, not a curated record